Messenger RNA from Penicillium brevicompactum, 2742 nucleotides. RefSeq names its product tetratricopeptide repeat protein. The coding region runs from base 1 to 2742 and encodes 913 amino acids. The transcript is spliced from 3 exons. Gene Ontology annotation, molecular function: protein binding. NCBI's taxonomy places the organism in Eukaryota, Fungi, Ascomycota, Eurotiomycetes, Eurotiales, Aspergillaceae. The record is from RefSeq and is a predicted model, not a curated record.
AUGACAAAGCUUCACCCGUCUGACUCUGCGUAUCGAACAGUCAUAUCUGCUCUCUCAAAGUAUUGUCUCUCUGCACCAAAGAUUGUUGAAUACAGGUGGCAAGAAGCAAAAAAAUCUUUGAUUCGCAUGCGACAAAAUGAGGCUACAGAGCUUACUGUUCUGUCGGCUGAUAUCCCAGACAAAAUACCAUUUGCCACAGAAAACAAAAGAGCCACGAUCGACCAAUCUUUAGAAAACGAACAUUUCAACCCUCCGUGCACUGUUUCUAUUGACUUUACAGGCCAAGAGGAAGCGAUAAAAGCAAUUGAAGAGGCCUUCACUUCAGAGAAGCAGUCACUUUCAGCCAAACAGCAAAAGCGGUUCGUCAUCUAUGGAAUAGGUGGCUCAGGGAAGACCCAAAUAUCUGCCAAGUAUGCCCAAGUCAAUCGGCAAAGGUAUUGGGCAAUUUUCACCGUCGAUGCAUCUUCAACUCAAAAUGCAAAACAAUCAUUUUGCAGGAUCGGGCAAAUGGGCGGCCUCCAGGCCACCGAAGAAUCCGGAAAACACUUCCUUUCACAAAGCUCAAAGCCAUGGCUACUCAUCAUCGACAAUGCAGACAGGUCCGACAUGAGGUUUGGAAAUCUUAUAGUACCUGGGGAGAGAGGCCAUGUUAUCGUAACCACAAGAAACCCGAGUCUCCGAAGGCAAGGCAACGUCGAGACCACAGCAAACGAGAUUACCAAGACUUUAGGCUACCUAGCUCUCGCCGUCACCCAAGCGGGGAACUCAAUUUACAACAAAAUAUGCAGCCUGAAGGAGUACCUCGGGUUCUAUCGACACUUCCUGAGUAACCGAAAGAGAAAGAAUUCCGGGUCAAUUGCCGAUGAAAUUUGUGAGCGCGAUGCCGAAAAUGAUGAUAUCUACUCGGCAUUUGACACGUCCUUCCAAAACAUUGUGACCAGUAACACGACUCCCAGCCAGGAUGCAGUGGAAAUCCUCAACAUUGUGAGCUUCUAUCACUUUGAUCAUAUACGAGUGGACAUCUUUGAAAAAGGCAUGACACUCGAGCGAGGCUAUCUUCAACAAUCUUCAGUUGCUCCACUUCGAGUAAAGCUUUUAAAUGCUGUUCUCGGUCGCUUGAGGCCACCUCGGGCGCUUCCCAGAAUUCUUACACAAGAUCCGGAUGAUAUGCAUCCAUUGUGCAUCAGAGAGGCUCUCCGUGAGUUAUAUGCAUCUUCAUUGAUCACAUACGGGACCGAUGAACGAAGCUUUUCUUUACACCCUUUGGUGCACGCUUGGGCUCGAGACCGUAUUCCCCCCAAAGAGAGGAGUCUUUGGGCAAUGAUAUCUUUUCACACCUUGAUGUCAUCCAUUCCUCUGCCUCCCAUGGAGACCGGGGAUAUUGAUUCCAGCUUUCGCCGGAGUUUGAUUCCCCACCUCAAUGGGUGUCUAGAAGCCUGUCCAACGGAAUUCAAGGAGUUCGCGUCCCUAAAAUUUGGAAGCUAUCGCCGCCUCUUCCUACUGUUUCAGCCGACACUUGUGUUCUCGCUUCGUGAAAUGAUCCAAAAUGCUGCGAAAUGUGGUAUUUUGUAUGCCGAGGCAGGCGAAUUUUCGAAAUCGGCACACUACCUUUUCCUGGCGAAAGAAUCGCUAGUCCGUCUCUUAGGAUAUCACGACGCAAAAACAAUGGCAGCCAUGUUGGGAUUGGCAAGUGUUCUCUGGGGCCUAGGGCGCUUAAAAGAGGCCAUAGCUUUGCAAGGGAAAGUCGUACAGUCGCGAAGUGAAGUUUUCGGUCCACACCAUCGCGAGACUUUGCUGGCUAUGGACUCGCUUGGUCAGUCCUUCUGGCUCAACGGACAAUAUUGCGAAGCUCUUCAACUCCAGCUACAGACUGCAGAAAGCAUGCGAACGUAUCUUGGCGAAGAGGAUAACGACACUCUUAUGGCACUCGACCACUUAGGUGUGACCUUAUGCGCUUGGCGACGAUAUGCAGAGAGCGGAGACAUCCAUCGGAAAGUGUUAGAAAUCAGAACGAGAUCUCUACCCAACAGUGACUUGUUGAUUCUUGAAGCAAAGAAUAAUCUCGCAAUGACCCUUCUUGAUCUUAAACAAUUUGCUGAGGCAAGAACGUUGAUGGAAGAGGUCUAUAAUGGCCGCAAGGAGCAGAUUGGCAAAGAACAUCCUUAUACGCUGUGGGCGCUUUGCUAUCUGGCGAAGAUUCAUAUCGAAGAGGGGAAUCCACAUAUAGCCGAACCUAUUUUGAUUGACGGAAUCGCCGCUGGCAAGCGGAGCCUAGGUGAGGAUCACCUAGGGGUCUUGAUGGGUUGCGGAGAGCUUGCUCGAUCUUAUUCUCGUCAAGGUCGUCUUGAAGAAGCUGUGGAAUUGACCCUGCAAACCGUAGGUAAGGUGAAGAUUUCUCGAGGGGCCGACCACCCUGAUUAUGCUACUGGAAUGUGGAGCUUAGGUGUGUUAUGGGAGAAGAAGCGUGAGAAAAUCAAAGCAAUCGAUGCAUAUCAAAUCGCCUUGGAAUCUGCAGAAAAACGGUUGACCGCAGAGCAUCCACUCUACAAGGACAUUUCGGAUCGCAUCAUGUUCUUGACGGAGGGUUUUCUCGAAGAUGAAUACGAAGAGAGCGAUUCAGCCAAUGUCGUAGGCACAUCUGGAUUUGAAGGGCUGCAGAUAAAGUUAUUACAGUCUACCCAUGGAUACAGCCCAGAUGCAAAGGCCACGCCGAAGAAUCUUUCAACAAUGGAUGGGUACUGA